Meleagris gallopavo (turkey) is the source of this 2481-nucleotide messenger RNA. It is a transcript of the gene PLEKHS1, whose product is annotated as pleckstrin homology domain containing S1. NCBI's taxonomy places the organism in Eukaryota, Metazoa, Chordata, Aves, Galliformes, Phasianidae. The record is from RefSeq and is a predicted model, not a curated record.
CUCUCCCAAUCACGAGUGAAUAUGAUCUCCCAGGCACAGCUCCAGGGAAAAGAAAGGGGCUAUUUAGAAACCAGUUUAAAAAAAUAAAAAGUAUUUCCAGGCUUUUUUCCUCCUGCGAGACAUUCAUGGCUGCCACAAACAGGGUGUUUGUGUUCAUACACCAGCUAUAAGUCAGCAGUCACAGUGCAGGGCGAGGACACGUCGUCUUUUGCUGCAGAAAACAAUACAGGAAAUCUGGAAAUGUUUGAUGGUGCAUUUCUCUAAGACCUUCUACGCUAGAAAGACAUUCACCUGGCACACAGAGCUUAUCUCGCUGCCAAGGCAGCAUCAGAAACAGGUGCGAUGCAAUGUUCCUAGGGUACAGCUGGGGAGGCUACUGCAAAGAAAGGGGCAAAAUGCAGUUCUGUUGGCAGGUCUCUUCACAUCCUGAGCAAAUCAUCCCUCUGAAUCAUGCAACCACGCGUUUAAGCAAGAAAGAAUGAAAGGAAUUAGCUUCAACAUUUUUACUUCCCUGUCUCAGUAAAAAAAUAAUGAGGAUGGCUUCAAGAACUGGAAAAAACUCUGAAGGUGAAGUUUUCAAGCAUGGAUUCUUCAUCAAGUCACCACCUCUUCAUCUUAUCAACUCCAAGAAUUCCUGGAAAAGGCGUUAUUUCAUCCUGUCCAAAUCCAACAAGGGCGAUUACAUCCUGAAGUACCUAAAAGGAAUGUACAUGAAAGGCUCCAUAGCUGUUGAUCAGAUCAUAAGUGUUGAAACAGGCAUAAGUAAUUCCGAAAUAAUGGUGAUGGUGAGGAAGAUGUUCAGAUGCUUUCCAGAAGAGGUGAUAUCCAUCACUACUGAAAAUAGAUGUUACUAUCUCAUUGGAAAGAGCAGGCUGGAAAUAGAGGACUGGGUCACGGCCAUAUCUUCCAUCAGGGAGGCCAAAAGAAGUGGAUGCUGCCCUCAGAAUAAAGAUCUUGCAAAUUCAGAAGUCAAAAGUCGGUCCUUCUCUAUGCCACUGUUCUCAAAUUCUAUAGAUAUGACUGAUUCCCUGAGAAGGCAAAGCUACCUGAAGGAUGAUGGUGCCUCAGAAGAUAAGAACAGGCCAAGUUCAGAUCCUGGCCCUCGUCAUGUUCAGAGCAACUCGCCACAAGGAGUUUUUCAAAGACUGGAUAAAACUCUGGGAAAGACUGAGGAAAAUCUGUCAUCAGAUUCAAACGAAGAUCUCGAAAAGGAAGGAGAACCUUAUUACCAAACUCCCAGCAGUCUUUUAGCAAAGUGUAAUAGUGAAAUAUCGGAGAUUGACCCUAUAGCUGAGCCUGAUAUCCCUGUACAAGAGAAGCCGUGUCAAAGGCAGCCAGUGAAGGAGAAUGCUUAUGAGUCAAUGAAGUCACUUAGGCUAACGUGUAGACACAACAGGCUCCAUUCUCCUCCCAGAAGCCUGGAAAACAGUGCAAGUCCAAGCAACUUGGAAGCAGACACAGAUGUAAAACUCCCAGAAAGCACCACACAGCAGCCUUUCCUCAAAAGAAGGCAAAACUCAUCACCACUUUCAGUGGUUCAGUUGUCUAUACUGCUCAGUCAAGUUACAGAUAAGACACAACUGCAAGAAUUGGAUAUUUUGGUCCCCCUGGCAGAUAUUAACAGUUACCUAAAACUUACUGAAGCAGCAGGACAAAUAUGUGUCUCACAGUGGACGGGUCCUUGCCGACUGGGAUGCUUAUUUAACCAUGGAGACCAUAUAGUGGCUGUGAAUGGUCUGCAUCCACAGAACAUGGAGGAGGCUUCCUUGUUCAUCAGCAGGUCCACACAAAAGGAGGUGAAACUUACUGUAUGUAGGAUUCCACAUUCAGAUACCUUCCAUGCUAAAGGCUGUUCAUGUUCCUGAAAAAAGACGUCAAUGAUGAAUAGGAAAGAGGAAUGCUUUAUUUUCUACCGUCAAACAUUCACAUGAUACUGAUCAGCAAAACAAAUACUUCCUUUUCCUGUCAGGAGCGAACUAAGAGGUGAGACAGCCUUAAAGCAACUUCCUUAAAGUUUGUGAGAAUCAUUUCUAAGAAGAGAUGAACAAAGAGGAGCUCCAAACCAUAUGUGGUGGUGAGAAGAAAGAAGCCACCACCCUGGAACUUGCAUAUAACAUUGCUGCUGAAGCAGACUUUGAGUGACACAAAGAGCAACUCUCAGCCAUGGGAGAAUGAUACUUUUGAACAAGAAUGGGCUAUGAGUAGAGAUAUCAAGCACAAAAGGAUUCCAGAAUAUUUCAGAAAACCUGAGAAUUAUUUCUGUACUUCUAUAAGCAGUUACUGAAAUGUUACAUCAAUUGAUUAUUAUGUCAAUUUGCACAACACUAAAUGCAAAUGAUGUAUGUUUACACAAUGUCUGAUUCACAACACUUGCUAGACAUAUAAUAUGAAAGUUAGAUCAGUACAGUAAAUUCUGGUAGGAUGUCUGAAGUUGUCUGUGCGUGUGUAAUUAAUAAAUACAUUACCACUUUACAACACAUA